Symbiodinium pilosum is the source of this 180-nucleotide messenger RNA. The record is from the annotation of a GenBank genome assembly. Lineage: Eukaryota; Dinophyceae; Suessiales; Symbiodiniaceae.
GUUGCCUCCCUGAUUACCCCUGUUCCGGGCGGUGUCGGCCCAAUGACGAUCGCGAUGCUGAUGAAGAACACGCUGAACCUGGCGCGGCACAGCAUCGACCUCCCCCGCAUUCCUCUGCGCCGCAGCGCUCCAGCAGCCUCAAAGUGCAGUGGCAGUGCGAGUGCCAAGACAGCGUCCAAG